AAGCACGUGGCUGAGGAUUUGGGAUUGGACUUGGGCUGGGGAAGGACUGGGUUGUGGGCCAAGGUACAGGACAGGCUGAGGAGAGGCCACUGCCUUCGAUCAAGCGUGGCUGGGUGGCAGCUCCAAGUCUGCACGAGCUCAGCCACCCCGCCCACCGGAGAUUUCCUGAAUUCCAGCUGCAGCUCUGGUUGCUUCUGUAGGCAAAGGAGCCCUUGUGGCUGGAGGGGCCCCUUGCCGGCCGGGCCAGGGCGGGCGCUUCCUCCCCCCUCGGUACACACACCUCCAUUCAGCAUGGCCCCGCCCCUGGGCUGUCAGGGGGGGCUGCCUGGCCGGUGAGGUUGAUAAGACGGGGGCUGCCGGCCCCCACACCACGCUGGCCACUGCCCGCGCCGCCUUCACCAUGAAGGUCAUCUCUGGCACCAGCCUGGGGUUCUGUGCCCUGCUGCUGCUGCUCCAGGCCCCACGUGGCCAUGGCCUUGUUCCCCAGUCCAGAGGGCACCUCUGUCGGACGCGGCCCACGGACCUGGUGUUUGUUGUGGACAGUUCUCGGAGCGUGCGGCCGGUGGAGUUUGAGAAGGUGAAGGUGUUCCUGUCUCAGGUCAUUGAGUCGCUGGAUGUGGGGCCCAAUGCUACCCAGGUGGGCCUGGUCAACUACGCCAGCUCCGUGAAACAGGAGUUCCCGCUGCGCGCCCACAGCUCCAAGGCCGCGCUGCUUCAGGCCGUGCACCGCAUUCAGCCUCUGUCCACGGGCACCAUGACCGGCCUGGCCCUCCAGUUCGCCAUCACCAGGACCCUCAGCGAUGCCGAGGGUGGUCGCACCAGGUCCCCUGACAUCAGCAAGGUGGUCAUUGUGGUGACGGACGGGAGGCCCCAGGACAGCGUGCAGGAAGUGUCGGCACGGGCGCGGGCCAGCGGCAUCGAGCUGUUCGCCAUCGGUGUGGGCCGCGUGGACAAGGCCACGCUGCGGCAGAUGGCCAGCGAGCCGCAGGAUGAACACGUGGACUACGUGGAGAGCUACAGCGUCAUCGAUAAGCUGUCCAAGAAGUUCCAGGAGGCCUUCUGUGUGGUGUCAGACCUGUGUGCCACGGGGGACCACGACUGUGAGCAGGUGUGCCUCAGCUCCCCGGGCUCCUACACCUGCGCCUGCCACGAGGGCUUCACCCUGAACAGUGACGGCAAAAGCUGCAAUGUCUGCAGUAAUGGCAGUGGCAGCUCGGCCACUGACCUGGUCUUCCUCAUCGAUGGAUCCAAGAGUGUGCGGCCAGAGAAUUUUGAGCUGGUGAAGAAAUUCAUCAACCAGAUCGUGGACACGCUGGACGUGUCGGACAGGCUGGCCCAGGUGGGGCUGGUGCAGUACUCCAGCUCUGUGCGCCAGGAGUUCCCACUGGGCCGCUUCCACACCAAGAAGGACAUCAAGGCGGCUGUGCGGAACAUGUCCUACAUGGAGAAGGGCACCAUGACUGGGGCUGCCCUCAAGUAUCUGAUUGACAACUCCUUCACGGUCUCCAGCGGUGCCAGGCCUGGUGCCCAGAAGGUGGGCAUUGUCUUUACAGAUGGCCGGAGCCAGGACUACAUCAAUGAUGCUGCCAGGAAGGCCAAGGAUCUUGGGUUUAAGAUGUUUGCCGUGGGUGUGGGCAAUGCUGUGGAAGAUGAGCUGCGGGAAAUCGCCUCAGAGCCCGUGACAGAGCACUACUUCUACUCAGCUGAUUUCAAGACCAUCAACCAGAUUGGCAAGAAAUUACAGAGGAAAAUCUGCGUGGAGGAAGACCCGUGUGCCUGUGAGUCCAUCGUGAAAUUCCAGGCCAAAGUGGAAGGUCUGCUGCAGGCUCUGGCCAGGAAACUUGAGGCUGUGAGUAAGCGGUUGGCCAUCUUGGAGAACAGAAUCGUCUAAGGCCAAGCGUGCCUCGGAGUCCUGCAUGUGUCCCCGGAGCCCCGGUUUAGUCUAGCUUUGCCAUUUUAGGGAGGCCUCCCCAGCUUCCGCCCCUGGGCGGCGGGGGCAGGUGGGGGCUGUCUGCAUGUCUUGUCAGAGGCGUGCUGCAUUGGCGGCUGUGUGAGGAGGAAUGCGUGUGCACCAGUGAGAACACAGCGGGGACCGGGAGAAAGACUGUGUUUGCAUUUUUGUCCAACCAGAAGCUUAAUAUAUUCCUAUAUUUUUUUUUUAGUUGAUCCUUUCCUGACUCCAAGUGCUGUGAAUUUCUCUCUGAUUUCUCUGUUCCCUGAUGAAAACCAAUUAAAUGUGAUUUAACUUAA
This is a messenger RNA of Cavia porcellus (domestic guinea pig), 2250 nucleotides long. RefSeq names its product matrilin 1 (gene Matn1). The transcript has 8 exons. Gene Ontology annotation, molecular function: calcium ion binding. The record is from RefSeq and is a predicted model, not a curated record. Bases 401 to 1891 code for a protein of 496 amino acids. NCBI's taxonomy places the organism in Eukaryota, Metazoa, Chordata, Mammalia, Rodentia, Caviidae.